UUUCAGACGUUUUUGUUCUCUGAACACAGUCAAAGGGUUUGGAUUGGAGAUGACUCUGCCUGUGAUACUGAUCGUAUUCACUGGAGCUGUUUGUACUUCUGCAGCAACGCCCUCCCAUGACUUCCACUACAUCUAUGGAUGCUAUGAAUCCGGCGAGGUGCGGGUGGACAUCCUCAUUGACGGGGACGUGGUCGCAUAUGCUGAUUUCAGCAAGAAAGAAGUGGUGUUUUUGAUACCUCGGCUGCCACAGUCUGUCAAAGACUUAAAGAAAAGGGCUUAUGAAGUUGCCGAAUCUAGCAUUACUCACUGUCGGAGUGUUUUGGGCAAAGCGGAAAAGGUUUCUCCUGGUGUAACCAUACCGCAAGAGGCUCCAGACAUCUCCAUCUACAGCCGGCACGAGGGCCACAACGGUGUGGUGAACACGCUCUUCUGUUUGGCCGAUCACUUCUACCCCCCCUCCAUCAACUUCACAUGGACAAAGAACGGGGCGAAGGUCACAGACGGGGUAUCGAAUCUGUGUUACAGCCACAACAGUGACGGGACGUUCCACAGAAUUUCAACACUGAGUUUCACCCCUCGGGAGGGAGACGUUUACUCCUGUGCGGUGAAGCAUCAAUCCUCACAUCGGCCCCUCACCAGGAGCUGGGAGCUGAAGGAGAGUCCGAGCCGAGUGAGUCCAGCAGCUGGAUUCUUCGGUGCGAGCCUCGUUUUGUGCCUGAUCGGAAUCGGGACCGGAGCCUACUUCUUCACCAAGCAGCCAGAUUAAUGCCUUCACAUUAGGGGUUUUACUGAGAGCAGCUCGAUCAGCAUUCAGCUAAGCACUUGUGUCUUUUAUAUAUAAUGCUUCUCUUUGAUUUGUUUGUAUUCUUAAACACAGACAGUUUUUUAUUGUUAUUUCAGCAGGUUUGUUAAAAAUCUCAGCCUCCUCUCCUCAACGAGGGUGGUUUUCUAUGUAUGUUAAAGAACUUCUAACUGGUUCUGAACCUGUCUCAGUUUAAUCCUGAUCCUCUAUAUGACCUACAUAAGAAAACCAUUGAGACCAUCAGUGAGAAGAUGGUCUAUUUCCACAUAGUUAUUCUUAACGCUUGUCAUCGGUGCCACCGUGUUAGAUUCUGCGCAA
Molecule: messenger RNA, 1120 nt
Organism: Anarrhichthys ocellatus (wolf-eel)
Lineage: Eukaryota; Metazoa; Chordata; Actinopteri; Perciformes; Anarhichadidae
Product: H-2 class II histocompatibility antigen, A-U alpha chain-like
Exons: 4
Coding region: 50-766 (238 amino acids)
Biological process (GO): antigen processing and presentation; immune response
Cellular component (GO): MHC class II protein complex; membrane
Source: RefSeq, a predicted model, not a curated record